AUGAAGUUCAUUGACAUUUUAUUCUUACUGACCGCAGCAGCAACCGCUAAUGCAAUACUGGUUUCAGAUAACGGCAAUGAUUCAGUCCAGGCAUCAAGCACUUCCAGUCAAGUGUCUGGCCCAACCAAUGAACCUGAACCAGGCACUUCCAGACAAGGCCAGCAAUACUUGUUGCAUAGAACUGGUCCAAGUGCUCCAAAACGAAUUCGAAAACGAAUUCGAAAACGCCCAAGCGGUAGGCCUGGUUCAAGCACUCUCGAUCCAGACCAUAAACAACCAAUGUAUCAACCCGGUCCAAGUGCUCCAAAACGAAGUCGGAAACAACCAAUGAACAAAGGAGAGUCGGGCAAUACUGUUUCAAGUCAAGCGGUUGUAUUAAGCAAAAAAGACCAGAAAGUCCUUAAUUGUAUAAAGAAAAGACUUGAAGAGCUUGAAGAAAUGGAAAAGGACACGACCAAAAAAUAUUGUGAGGGUAUAGCUUAUCAACUUAAAGAAUGUGGAGUAUUAGAAAAAGAGGGACAUGUGCAUGACCCAAAUUACACCCCAAGAACUAUAAAGGAUUCGAGAAAAGAUUAUAAAGAAGUAAGAAAAUUAAUAGUCGGUAUCAAAGAACAAUUGAAAACGUUUAUGGAAAGUCGUAGUUUGAAAUAUGUAGAGUCGCUCUCUGACGCUGAAGAACCGAAAGCAGAUUCAGAUUCAGAUUGA
Molecule: messenger RNA, 705 nt
Organism: Batrachochytrium dendrobatidis JAM81
Lineage: Eukaryota; Fungi; Chytridiomycota; Chytridiomycetes; Rhizophydiales
Exons: 1
Coding region: 1-705 (234 amino acids)
Source: RefSeq, a predicted model, not a curated record